UUUCUUAUUCAAGAGAAACUUUUAAAACAGAAUCUGUGCCAAUUAGUAAAUUAAUAAGUUUACGUCUGCGACCAAGACGUAUAGGCAUAUGAAAUAUUUUAAUAUUUAUUAUUGCGGAAGUUAAAAAUGCAAUUAUCUACAUAAAUUACCCACAAUGCCUAGUGUUGAGAAUGACUCUGAACCAGACGGUGAAGAAAUGUCGCAUGAUAGCGACGAUAGCAAUCAGAGCUCUGUAUUCUGUGAUAGUAGUGCGGAACACAGUGAUAGCGAUGAUUCUUCAGAGAUGGAUGAAAAUGAGUGUGAAAGACGUAGAACAGAGUGCUUAGAAAAUCUGGUCGAUCUUGAAAGACAGUUUUAUUUACUCAAGGAACAACUAUACAAAGAAAGAGUAAUACAAAUGGAUACUAAAUUAGGAGAGGUAAAAGUAGGAAAGUCCGAAGAAUAUCUUAUACCGUUGGAAAGAUUGAAAGAAAAUAUGAAAAUAAAAGUGGAAGUUGCUGGAAUAUUAAAGCAAUACAGACUACAAAACAUUCGUAAUAAAUUUGUAGCGGAGGAGCAGGCUGCGUUACAAAAUUUUGAAAGUGAAAAGGAACUUGUAUACGAUAAUAUACAUUGUGAUCUUCAAGAAAAGAUUCGUAGGCUGGAGGAAGACAGAAAUAAUGUUGAUAUACACACUGAUCUCUGGUUAAACUCUAGUGGUCGGAGACGGAGAAACUACAGCGACAAGAGAAGGGCUGUAUCGGUCGCCGGGCCCUACAUAGUUUAUAUGUUAAACGAUGCAGAUAUUUUAGAAGACUGGGCAUUGAUCAAAAAAAGUUUGAGUAGUCGAAAAGCAGAAAUUCUGUAAUGAUCGAUGUAUUAACAAUUUGUGAUACCACUUAUUUAAGUUAGAACUAAAUAAAUGUUAAUAAAAUAUUAGAAUUUAUGCAAAUUCAUAUAAUAUAAAAAUUA
This is a messenger RNA of Ceratosolen solmsi marchali, 951 nucleotides long. RefSeq names its product breast cancer metastasis-suppressor 1-like protein (gene Brms1). The transcript is spliced from 3 exons. The record is from RefSeq and is a predicted model, not a curated record. Bases 155 to 847 code for a protein of 230 amino acids. Lineage: Eukaryota; Metazoa; Arthropoda; Insecta; Hymenoptera; Agaonidae.